This is a messenger RNA of Stereum hirsutum FP-91666 SS1, 1827 nucleotides long. RefSeq lists its product as uncharacterized. Bases 1 to 1827 code for a protein of 608 amino acids. The record is from RefSeq and is a predicted model, not a curated record. Lineage: Eukaryota; Fungi; Basidiomycota; Agaricomycetes; Russulales; Stereaceae. The transcript is spliced from 4 exons.
AUGGCCAUACGCAGGUUGGCUGACGCUGAGUCCUGGAUCUCGCCACAGUUUGUCCUCUCUGCUGACCAAAGGGAGCAGCUUGUCACGGCUUACAAGCAUGCCAUCGUUCUCCUUCCUCGGAUCGCGGCUUUCGACCUGGGUACGAGCGCGCAGCUUCUCGCCUUGAGGGAAACGUUGCAAGCGGACGACAUUGUCGCGCACUGUGCUAGCCAUCUGCUUGCACUUGGUCGAUCGGAGGAAGCUGUCGAGAUACUCGAAGCAGGCCGUGCAGUCAUAUGGUCGCAGGCUCUCCGCCUCAGGACGUCAGUUGACAACCUGAAAGUCGUUAACGCGGACCUUGCAGACAAACUUCGUUCUAUAAGUCAACAAUUGAAGACAUCUUUUGGAGGAAGUCAGACCUUGAUCACGGACGACGCAUCGUCUAUCUUGUCUGCCAUGGACCAAGAGUACUACAGGACACAGAAUGAGGCCUUGCGUAGUGACCGUGAGGCUGCACGGCGCCGUGAUCUCAGUGCUUCGUUUUCCGCGACUUUGUCGGAAGCGCGCAGCAUACCUGGGUUCGAGCUACUCAUGCUCAAUGAGACGUAUAGCAGUCUUUCUCGAGCAGCUUCGUGCGGGCCGGUUGUGAUGCUUGUACACCAGUAUGCCAUUGUUGUUGCAUCUCCGGACCAAAGGCCUAUCCAUGUGCGAAUCUCUGUACCAAAGGUUGAUCUUCAAAAACUCCAGAACGUAUUAAACCCAAGAAACGCUCUUCAAGAAAGGAGCGCCACGAUGACGCGAGAAGGGAUUGAAUAUGUGCAGUACGUCGAGGCCCCCAUCUUUCACUUCCUACUAGCCGGUCUUGAUAGUUACACUUCUAGCGGAACGGAGCAGACAUUCUCUGACAACAGUCUAAACGAAUCGAAUGCAGACCGAUAUAUCAAGAAACACCGAUCGAAAGCCCUCGACCCAUACUUUGAACAGCUAGCUAAGCUAUGGGUGAUGAUCGUCAAGCCCGUCGUCGAGACUCUUGGUCUCACGAAAUCAUCCGGUAUCCAUCGUCCCAGGGUCUGGUGGUGUCCAACCGCCGAAUUUAGUUUCCUACCACUGCACGCUGCCGGAGUGUAUCAUCCUCAGAGGAAAGACAGCGUCAUCGAAUCGUGCUCAGAUUAUAUGGUCUCUUCUUAUACACCCACCCUGGCUGCCCUAAUCUCUGCAAGACGUAAUCUCAAGACGAUACCUCUAUCGGAAGUCAAGAUCAUGCCUGUGGCAGUCCCGAAUGCACCCAAACUACUACCACUCAAGAAUACAUCUGUCGAAAUCGACAUCAUAUCGCGCAUAGUGCCUCCGUCAUCAAUACUUCCACAAGACAGUGCUGCACCCACCGUCCGUAGUAUCAUCACGGCUCUUUCGGCUUCCGAUCCAUCUCUAUCACCCUCCAUCCUUCAUCUUGCGUGCCACGGACAGCAAGACCCUCGCGAUGCUCUGGAAAGCGGAUUCGCUAUGCAGGACGGGCUUCUUACGAUAUCUAAACUCAUGCAAAUCGAGAUGCCUAAUGCCUUCUUCGCAUUUCUAAGCGCAUGCGGGUCUGCGAUGGGAGACAGGCGUCAGCCUCAUGAGACGGUGCACCUGGCUGCUUCGAUGCUCUUCGUAGGGUUCAGAAGUGUGCUUGCGACGAUGUGGCCAAUGGCUGACGCGGAUGGACCAAAGGUGGCUCGCGUUGUUUAUGAAGCAAUAUUCAAGACAGAGGACAACGAAUCGACCUCUACUCUGGAGAUUGACCUCGAUUCAAUUGCAUAUGGGCUUGAUGAAGCGCUGCGAGGUCAACGUCCCGUCAUGUUUGCGUAA